AUGUCACAUCGAAUGAGGUCUUUGUUUCUUGGACUCUGUCUAGCCGUGCUCGCUGUAUUCGUAGACUCGUCGUCUCCCUUUGGCAUUCAAACCAAUGAAGACACAGCGAGUACCUUCGCGUCAAGCAUGGUGUAUGACGCUACGCUUUCGAGACUAUACAUUACCGGUGCCACCUACGGUCGCGAAUUUGACAAAUCUGGGAGCACUACACCGAUCUCACAAAAUACCAGCGAUUGCUUUUUCGGCAUUCUACAACUCCCAGUAAAAGCCGCCAACACCCUACCAGUCUGGAUCAUUCGCCAGCAGAUAGGUCGAAUGAACACACAAGAGGUAUGCUCUGCAAUAUACACCACAGGAAGUGGAAGUGACAGAAAAAUGUACGUUCUUGGCCACUCUGUGGAAUCUCCGAGUGUGCUAGCACCUUUGAAAUUAGAGGGUCCGAACAGGACAGUCUAUGGAAUGGUUCUUGAUUUAAACUGGAAGGGAAAAGUACAUGGUGGCCAUCUGAUAGAGUCUGCAGCGGUUCAAAUCCCGAUUGCUAUGCAAUUCGACGAUGGCGACUUGCUGAUAGCCUCUCUGAAAUCGGCUUCCCCUGAAGCUCAACAGGCCGUCCAAAGCCAACAGUCUCAAGAUUCUACUGCCGACCCUACCAAUGAUGGAGCGUAUUUCCUGUUACAGAAUGACAAACCUCUGUCUCUUUCUCUUCAAAGACUACAUCGUAUGGGUAAUCGCUCAGUUGCCCCUCGUUUGGAUUCCGGCAGAAUUGAAGAUGGACCUAUCCUCCAAACUCUAGAUUCUGAAUGGUGGAAGGAAUUUGCGACGGACCAGCUCGCUAGUGUUCAACUUUCCAGCAUGAUUCGACUGAACGACUCAACUACGAUUCUUGCUGGUUCCACACGAGGUACAGGCAUUGCCUUUGGUGGUGGAUUUGCGGCUAACGCAUUGGACGGGUUCUUGAUGUUGUUUAAAUCAAGAACAGGAAAUACAGUGAGUUCGAAAAGAGUUUCUUCAAAUGGAAUGGAUCGAAUUCUCGGGCUUUGCCAAGCAGCCGACACAGGUUUCCUUUACGUAACUGGAAUGACAGAUGGCAAUCUACUACAAGGUGAAGCUGUGCCGGUGCCUUCCUCGCAACCCGGACACUAUCAAGCCUUUCUACAUAAAAUCAACGCAACAACACUGGAAACGAUUUGGACCUACCAGAUUGGAACAAUCCUCGUUGGAGAUGAUACGUUGCAGACACCACAAGUACAUGGACUGGCUUGUGAUGUCACUUUGGACGAUAAACUGGUCUACAUGACUGGAAUCGUCAAAGACGGUGCCGUUUUGACAACUAAUGGGGUGACAGGUAUUGUGCCGCAGAGUGCAGGAAAGGACGACAUUUUUGUGGUUCAGCUGAACACGGAUGAUGGCUCUCUUAACUUUGCCCUACAAAUCGGUACAUCAGAAGACGAUACUCUUGCAUCUGGAAUUGGGGUACUUUGCGAUAAGGACGGAAACGCGAUGUUGCUUUGCAAUACGAAAGGUUCGAUGUUUAGAGAGAAAUCUGUGCAACCGAACAACUUUGUGCACAGCAACAUAGCUGUUCUCUCAGUGGAUAGAUUGUCAGGUGCUUUGGCAUCUGAAUUCAUGCAGAAUACCGGGGCACCUACUCUUGUUCCGACGGUGGCCCCGAUGGCUCCACUACUCACCGUCAUUCCGUCUUCAACGCUCUCAUCCGCUACGGCGCCUGCUCAGACCGUUAAUGGAUCGUCAUCAACUGAAUUAUCGAGUGAAGGUCCAUCUUUACCGUUCGUUGCAACUAACCUUCCAACAGCUGUACCAGCACAGGCCAUAACUUUUUCGCAGAGACCCCAGAUUUCGCCUAUGCUUAUCCCAACUAAUCAUCCUUCAAUAGAAGCUCGAGUAUCAACGAACGUGCCAACUAGGGGGAAAGGAAGCUUUGUUUUAGAGUCAGACUUGGGCAGAGAUGAAGACGAAAUAGCGGCGAUCAACAUAACCAACCCAACUACAGACAAUGCAGGAGUCAGCACAGGUCGAGCGACAAGUAACCUUUACAUUAUGAGCGCGAUCGGCUUGAUCAAUAUCAUCAUGGGCAGUCUCAUCGUCAUACUCAUUCUUCAGCGACGUAAUAAGAAAAAAGUUGGUGCUGAACAUGCUCUAUCUUCUCGUGGGUUACAAAGCCACAGUACCACGGGAUACUCUGAUUCAAGUUUGCAACAUCACUUCUUUAAUGACUCAAAUCGAGAAGUAGAAGAACCACUCUAUUUGGAUGAUGGAGUCUUCCACGAUGAUGCCACUUUCCUAUCCGGAACUACGUUGUACGAAAUUCCAAGAAGCUUCGAAAGCAGCGAAAGUCGACUAGAGAAUGUCGAUACUUUACUGAGACUUAAACCUGCCUAUACUAUGGCGACAAGGAACCGCGAUGAUGAAGCCUUCAAACGGCUAAAGCAAACACGAACACGAACCAUCGAGCUUGAAAGAUUUGAGCCUGUACUCGAGGCCAACAUUGCACGCAAUGGAAUUUACAGGCCGAGUAGGGAUCCUUUCGAUCUGUCACGUAAUGCGUAG
Molecule: messenger RNA, 2568 nt
Organism: Phaeodactylum tricornutum CCAP 1055/1
Lineage: Eukaryota; Bacillariophyta; Bacillariophyceae; Surirellales; Neidiaceae
Exons: 1
Coding region: 1-2568 (855 amino acids)
Source: RefSeq, a predicted model, not a curated record